CUGGCAGAUUUAUCUCACUAACUGAAUCUGAUCGUAAAUUGUUAAACCCGGAGUUUAAAUGGCGUUUAAAUCACCUUUAAGGCACCUAUAUUGAACUUAAUUAAGUACACCAAUUUAAUACUGGAAGAUAUUGGGAAUCAUGGAACAUCUAAUGGCGCCGACGAUCCGGCACCGAUCGAACACUAUUUCAACCGUUUUGGAUGUAAUUCGUGAAUUUCCCGAAAUGGACAAUCAAGAAAUUCACCAUGGUACCACGACAUACGCGCCAAGUAUAGAGAUAAGCGAAGACAGCCUUACACUAGACAAAUGGUCUCGACCAAUACACACAUCCACAUGCAGAAGAUCUAGUAGUCCGGAGGGCAAAGAUUCCCUGAAGAUCAUUAAACAGCGUAGAGAUAGCUAUUUAAGGAGCAUGUUUACCCAAGGAAGUUCUACAGUAAAAAAGGCUGAUAAUAAUAAUACAAGGGGAGGUGAGGCAAAACGCACAAAGAGUAGGAGUGGUUCAACGCCUACUAAUGAAGUUCAAAUAGAUCUUAACACGUUGGACGAUACAAACAGAACAAUUACUCAAAACGAAGAGAUCUUGAAUAUGAAGAACAGUCUAACGAUGGGUGUCGACAAGAGAGUAACAUUUUACAGAGAAGCCUUAUUACACGACGCGAUACAACGCGAUGACCUAACCGAGCUUUGCGAUGUACUCAACAAGCAUACAGAUGUUAACCUGGAUAAACCGAAUGCAUUUGGAAUAACUCCCUUGCAUCGUGCAGCUAUGGACGGUGCGUAUCGUUGUAUGAACCUUCUUCUAGCGCGAAACGUAAACGUCAAAGUACGUGAUAUUUACGGCUGGACACCGUUACACGAUGCGGUUUUUCAUGGACAUAUCCGCUGUGCUGCUGCACUUAUCACCGCAGGCUCUAAUGUUGAAGCUGAGACUAACGAUUUCACAAAACCCAUAGAAAUGGCCCAUGAGGAUGAAAUGUUACUUCUAGUUGGUCGUGCUAUGACCAGUCCUGGUUAUGUAUACGACCCCGACAGAGAGACAUUAGUUUGACAACCAGAAAGAGCUCCAUAAUUGAUAUAAAAUGUAUGUAAAAACCUGUUAGUGUACUUGUUGGAUUCAUAAAUUAUCAUGUACAUUAGUUCAAGACAUUUAUAGAAGAGCGAUAUGGAUAGGGAAUAACAGAAAAUUAAACAUUAGAAAACAAUAGGAUUAGAUUGCACCAACUUAAGAAUUUAACAGAACCAUUCUACAACGAUUCAGUUUUUUCUAUAUCCUCUAUAUACACCUACUUGCGAAAACGUUGUCAUAAAAAAAUAGGACAUUUGUAUUUUAGUAAAAAGGAAUAAA
This is a messenger RNA of Exaiptasia diaphana, 1348 nucleotides long. Its product is annotated as ankyrin repeat, PH and SEC7 domain containing protein secG. The transcript has a single exon. The record is from RefSeq and is a predicted model, not a curated record. The coding region runs from base 140 to 1051 and encodes 303 amino acids. Gene Ontology annotation, molecular function: protein binding. Gene Ontology annotation, biological process: positive regulation of protein catabolic process; protein ubiquitination. NCBI's taxonomy places the organism in Eukaryota, Metazoa, Cnidaria, Anthozoa, Actiniaria, Aiptasiidae.